UCGCGACAAUGUGGCGCCGACCGUCAUCGAAUGCACCGCUGCGCGGAGGCACACGUUGAGUCAGCUACGUGACGACCUGCUGGCGUGUGGAUAUUGCUGUUACUUCAACAGGUCGUAUAGAGUGUGCAGUGUUUCGUAUUCAUUGCGAGAUUAGUAUUUUUCUGUUAAAAUGUGUUUAAUAAAGUAUAAAAUCAAAUGUUCUGGGUACAGUGGUGGAAUGAACGUUGGAAUGACGUUUGUCGAGUAGAAGAAGGAAAAAAGCAAAAACUACCUUCGUUCUGUCAUCCUUCGCCAAAACAAAACGCAUCGCCGCAGUUCCGUAGGGUAAAAACACCAACAUAAAGCGUCCAGAAAGUUGGUUUUGUGAUAAAAGCGAACUUAUUAAACCACCAACACAAUGACGACCGCUGCCCGUCCAACAUUCGAUCCCGCGCGCGGUGGUAGUGGCCGUGGCGAGAAGGAUCUGAGCGCCCUUUCCAAACAGUACAGCAGUCGCGAUCUGCCCGGACACACAAAGCUAAAGUAUCGCGACCAGGGCCAGAGCACCAGCGAGGAGCUACGCAACCGUGAUUUCCGCGAGGAGCUCGAGAAACGGGAGCGCGAUAACAAGCAGGGCAAGGGAUCGGCCGCACCGACGGCCGCCCGCCGCGCUUUGGAGCAACAAGGUUCGGGCAGUGUGAGCGGUGGCAGCACCAAGCGACAGAAGCUAGAGGCACCACAGAACCUAGACGCAGACGAUCCGGUUGACAGUGAAAACUCGGACACGGAUUCGGAUGAGGACGAUACGGCGGCGCUGCUGGCCGAGUUGAACAAAAUCAAGCAAGAGCGUGCGGCCGAAACGGCGAAAAAGGAGCACAGCAAGCAGCAGGAAGAGGAACGCAUUCGGAUGGAAAACAUACUGUCGGGAAAUCCGCUGCUAAACUAUUCCUCCACUGCCAAAGCGGAAAUGAAGGUGAAACGCCGUUGGGAUGAUGAUGUGGUGUUUAAAAAUUGUGCCCGUUCCGAACCGGAGAAGAAGGCGAACCAGUUCGUAAAUGAUUCGUUACGGUCUGACUUUCACAAAAAGUUUAUGGAUAAAUAUAUUAAGUAAGGCGUAACAGUCGUCAAUAAAUAAGGUACCUUUCUUUCCUCCCCGUUUCUAUGGGUUUAUCUGUAAAA
Anopheles stephensi (Asian malaria mosquito) is the source of this 1158-nucleotide messenger RNA. It is a transcript of the gene c12.1, whose product is annotated as protein CWC15 homolog. Gene Ontology annotation, molecular function: RNA binding. The record is from RefSeq and is a predicted model, not a curated record. NCBI's taxonomy places the organism in Eukaryota, Metazoa, Arthropoda, Insecta, Diptera, Culicidae. Bases 398 to 1090 code for a protein of 230 amino acids. Gene Ontology annotation, cellular component: catalytic step 2 spliceosome. The transcript is spliced from 2 exons. Gene Ontology annotation, biological process: mRNA cis splicing, via spliceosome.